This is a messenger RNA of Dimorphilus gyrociliatus, 469 nucleotides long. NCBI's taxonomy places the organism in Eukaryota, Metazoa, Annelida, Polychaeta, Dinophilidae. The record is from the annotation of a GenBank genome assembly.
UAUGAAUAAAAAUUAUAGAAGAGUGUCUCUACAAGAUGAUAUUGCUGUUUUAAAAUUGAUAAAAGAAAUAGAAUUCACACCAGAUAUACUUCCUAUUUGCUUGCCAGAAAGAGAUUAUGGUAUUACAAACAAAUAUGAAUGUGAAAUUAGUGGCUAUGGAUGUUUGGACAGUGAAACUGUCGCUAGAUUUCUAUACAGAGUAAAACAACAGAUGUUUGAAAAAGAUGAAUGUAACAAAGAAAUGUUUCCUUCUACUCUCCUGAAAUAUCCAGGAAUGAUUUGUGUUGGAAAAUCUAAAAGUGAACAAGGAAUAGCUUGUACUGGAGAUUCUGGUGGACCAUUGCAUUGCAAAAUCAAUAACCGUUGGAGACUUAUUGGAUUGGCAAGUUGGGGAUAUAGGGGUUGCAUUAAGAAAAUGAGUGUUUAUACAAGAGUAUAUCAUCUUCUAUAUAUUUACAGAACUGGCUAA